Molecule: messenger RNA, 5842 nt
Organism: Anopheles darlingi
Lineage: Eukaryota; Metazoa; Arthropoda; Insecta; Diptera; Culicidae
Product: VWFA and cache domain-containing protein CG16868
Exons: 4
Coding region: 210-4901 (1563 amino acids)
Cellular component (GO): voltage-gated calcium channel complex
Molecular function (GO): voltage-gated calcium channel activity
Source: RefSeq, a predicted model, not a curated record
UUGCAGAUCACGAAUUCCUGGAAUUUUCUAUUUUUUCGCAUCGAAGAAAUUGGCGAAAGUGUUGCUGCAUUGUUCUAGUGAAGUGCAUCUGCGUUUAACCGUUCGCACAUGUAUGCGGCCCAGGUGCAAGUGCGGUGAAGAUAGAGAAAGUUAGUGGGAAGGAGCAGCGAGCUGGCUGCCCCUUCCGCGCUUCACCCCCUCUCCUGAUCAUGACGACAGCAGCACCGACGACCCUCUUCCGACCAGCGCAUUUUUAUGCAUCUUCGGCGCUGCUGCUCCUGCUGGCCAUCAUCGGUCCGGGAUGCGAGGCUGCCUUUGCGUCCAACACCAUCUAUGUAAAUAACAUAGUUCCCUUAAUAAGCAACAUAAGUGUAAGCGUGCCACCGAAUGGCGAGAACCACGACCAGCAGCAGGAGCAAAAAGUGCCUUCCGUGGCGAUACCAUCGCCUUCACCCUCAACGACGACGUCCUCGACCACGAGCGAGCAGUCGUCGACGACCACAAACUACACUCCGUUCGACCGGGUGGCCGCUGUUACAAGCGGUGACUACGGAAUCCAUGAGCUUACGAGACUGCUGGAGAACACGUUCGAGCACAUCCGCAAUGACGAGCUCGAUGUUUCGGGUGUUCAGAAAUUGUACGAUAACAUGGAGAUCAGCAGUACGGUUCGAGACGAUGUCGAACUGGUCGAGCGAAUGGCAACCAAACUGUCGCGUAAGCUCGAACAAACGGUAUCGGCGAUCGAGGAGCUGCGCCGUUACAUCCAGCAAAGCGCUGCCAAACACGGUGCCAAGUACAGCACCCUGCUCAAUCCGUGCCCGUACAGUGAACUCAUGAAUCCAUGGGAAGACGAAGCCCCGUUCGAUCUGCAAAGUUUCAUUCAAAGCACGAAAGUUUCUAACGCCACGCUCGCCAAACAGCCGAUCGGUCCGGGGGGAGAUUCUUCGCACGGGAGUGGAGUAGCGAGCGGCACUACUACUACUCCUACUGCCACGGCCACCGGUUUGGCCGCAGGUGCAGCGUUCCUUGAUUUCAGUGCCUUUCCGGCGAACGCCGACGGUUCCGAUCGACCCCGGAUACGUGUUACCGAUCAAACGCUUGACGAUAACAACGUCUACCUGCAGCAUCUGUUUAACGAGCAGAGUGCCAAACUGGAGGACGCAAACGUGCACUAUCGGCAGCAGUUUUUCCUCUCGACUUUUGACCACGCCAGUGCGUACAAAUGCCACUACUAUCCGCGCGAUGGUCGCCUUAAAUCGUUGCUCCUGUCGGCCGUGCGCAACAAGCACGUCUACAUUCUGCUCGACAUCGGCAGCAAGAUCACGUUCGAUCAGCUCGAGGUAGCGAAGGCAAUCAGCAAGUUUGUGUUGCAUCUGCUGAAUGAGCACGAUCGCGUGUCGGUCGUAGCGAUCGGCCAGCGAACAUACACGCCGCUAGAUGAUCUACAGCAACCGAUAGCAGCCGCAGCAGCAGCAGCAGAGUGUCAAUCGGUUGGGCGAUUUGUUCGAGCAACGAUGGACGAAAAGGAACGAUUAGUGGAUUUUAUCGAUUCGCUUAAUCGCACAAAAGGUGCUACGAACCAUUCGGUCGGUUUCCGGCAUGCAUUCGAUUCGUUUGCCGAGCUUUACCAAUCGCAUGACGAUGAGCUAGCGAUCGUGUUUCUGUAUCUUGGCCGUGCGUUGCUACCGAGUGGUUCACCCGCCGCUACCAACAUCCUGCAGACGAUCUACGAUGGACAAAGGCAGCUACCCUACCCGGUGAUCAUCAAUAGCUGUCUCAUUCUGCUGGAUGAGCGAGAGGUCCAGCACGAGAAGCAACUGAUCGCCGAUAUUAGCACGCAGAACUAUGCCCGCUACAAUCUCUCCAACGUCAUCUAUCUUCCCGGCAAGAUGGUAAUGAUUGCGAAACAUUCGUUCGACGCUCAGCGAUUCAUUGUGGCCCUGAUGGAACCGUUCCUGAAUGCCGGUCGCUUUAUCGAGGAACGUCUACGAACGCACCUACCGUACGUGGAUCCAUCGUUGCAGGAAACGCUCGUAACACUCAGCUAUCCGGUUGGUGUGCAUGGGCUGGUCGGCGUUGACCUAUACCUAAGCGAUCUUGCCGAGCACGUGGCGUACUUUCGGCGCCGGCAACAACCGAGGGACGAUUCGUACGUCUUCCUGAUCGAUCUGGAAGGUAACGCGAUCAUGCACCCCUCGUUUCCACGUCCAGUGGCGGCCCGUUCGCAACCGUUCUACGUUACGAACAUUACACGGCUCGAGGGUGACCGGUUUACUCCGGCCUACAAGCGUAUGCUAGCUGAUCCGGAGGGUAAAUUUUGGAUCAACCAUUACGGUACAAACCGUACCACGGUGUACCAGUGGAAGCGGGCCCUCUACUAUAUCGUUUGCCUUGUGCGAACGACUGACACCGGCGAGGAUGGUACGGUAUCGGUCACACGAAGACUGUUCGAGACUGGACCGCAGGUUCGCUACCUACAUCAGCUCCCAACGUCGGGCGGUGUGUUACGAAGCAACGUGGAGUACAAUUUGAUUGCGGCCGAAAGUGCGGCCACCACCAAAUCACUGCUGGCGGCCUUGCUUUACCAUCGGAUUGACAUUUUCCCUCCGCAUCAUCAGCAAACGGCCAGCAACGGUGGUGGAGGGUUCUCCAUCUGUCGUCUGGUGAAACAGUUAGCACUCCCGGACACUAGUUCCCUUUUUCUCAGUGCUUCCUCCUUCCGAUCCCCCUUCGCGCACAUCCGGAACAAUCGCGAAGGACUUACGAGCGAAGAGGAUAACGUGCGAACGAUACAAAACAUUAUGGCGUACCUGCGCGAUGCGUACGGGAAGCAACUGUUCGCUAAUCCCGGCCUGCAGCCCGACGUGCGAAGCGAUGUGCUGGCGCUGGUACAGAUCCUGUACGAUUACCGGGUCCGGCACAGCCACAGCAACCUUAGCCGUUACGUCGUACGACGCUAUGCCGCCACCGUGAACGGAGUGCUGGAAACGUACCCGGGUGGUCUGCUGGAUAGUGAGCUGGAACCUACGAAACGGCCGUGGUUCGUCAAGGCAAUGGAAUAUCCUGGCCGUCUGGUGGUCACACGGCCCUACCUCGAUGCCGGAGGUGCCGGGUACGUGGUAAGCGUAGCUUAUGCCAUCUACGAGGGGGCCAGUACGAGGUACUCCAAACCCGACGAUCGUGCUGCGAUCGCAGUGGUUGCGAUGGACUUUACUCAGGGAUUUUUCUACAAGCUGCUGCUCGAUUCGACCACCGUUUGCUCGGUACAGCAUAUCAAGUGCUUUCUGAUGGACGAUCGGGGCUACCUCGUGGCGCAUCCGAUGCUAACGGAACCAACACUGCGCUCCGAUGCCGUCCGGCGGUCCGCCAUCGAGCACAUUACGCACAAAGAGUCACAGGUAGCGAACGACAUUCUUAACCACAAGCAGCUGGUGACGAAAAAGAUGUGCUACAACUACGUCAACCGGACGGUGCAACGGUUCUAUCAGUUCAACAUGAGCUUGGCAGCGGGCGAGAUCGUUACGAAUCUGAUGUACGGCGAGAAGACAAAGUACCAGAUUACGCUCAUUCCGGGUACCAAUCUCUUCCUUGGCGUUGUGAACUCCACCAAUGACGGUGGAGCUUUCUGUCCCUGCAGUACGGUUGGUAACUCAUGUCUCAACUGUAACCGAAUGGAGCAAACGGAAUGUGAAUGUCCUUGCGAGUGUCCGCUCGAUUAUGAGACUCCAGAAGGAGCGGAAGGUGCUUGUGGCAUCUUAGGGCGUUCGAAAAGACCGAAACCAGGAAGUGGAAACAGCGCCCCUAUACCACUCUGCUCGCCACUACCGGAGGAGUUACUCUCGAUGAAUGCUAUCAACUACGAACCGGAGUACGAGGUCAAGAGCUGUAGCAGCAUCAGCUGUGAAGAUUAUACAACGCAGAACGAUUGUCUAGGUCUUGUCGGUUGUGAAUGGUGUCAGGUGGAUGUGGAUGGUGAAAGUACGCUCAACACACCGUUCUGCACUUCGCAGCUUGCCUGUUUCAACGGUGUUCUGGGAUCCUCCACGCCGUACGGUGAUGCGGCGUACACGAGCAAUAACAUGGAAUCGAUCCUUCCACCAGCCUACAGCUCGAUAGGGCCCGUGGCCGGUGCCAUUCUGGCGCUCUGUCUCGUGGUCGGCUUCGCAAUGUACUGCUUCCGGCAAAAUGCCGAUCAAAGUGGUGCUUCCGAGCAGCUGUACGACGAUUUGGUGGCUGACCAUUGCCAUGGGCUUCCCCUGUCACGGUUCGAUCUGGACGAUGGCAGUCCCUCCGAUGAUUGUGAUGCAGGUCGCACGAAUGCUAAGCAAAACCUGCUGCUCAAUGGGCAGCACAAUGCAAACUACAUGAUCAUCCCGAACGUGGCUUCACCGUAUCAGAUGUCUUCCGACUACCGGCGACCACCGAAUGGGGCCGGUGGUGGUAGCUCAUCGGAUCACGGGUACUCCACGAUGACCCAUCACGAGGAGUCGGAACAUUUGUGUCUAGCCGGUGGUUCCGGGGCAGAUCCGCAGGGUAUUCCCGGUGCACCGAAUGGUAGCGGCACCAAACGGCAUUCGAUGUCGGACAGUGCCUCGAUCAGCACCUCCGUCUCGAGUCCCUAUAGUAACCACACGGGCGGUGCCGGUAGUUCCUUCCUAUCCAAACCACCGGUGGUUGGUUUCGACGCGAGAGGCUUUACUGGCAAUGGAUUCGCCGGUGAUCCGAUGACGGCAGGCCAAACGACGCUGUUACCUUCGCCGACGUCCAUUUCGCGGACGGGAGUGUACGGCGGAACGAUGCUUUCGCCCGGGGCCAAUUCAACUCCCACCAAUGCCAAUACCCCCAGUGGCCAUCACAUUCUCGUCCCCGUGACCGUCCACCGUAAUAUGGAAGUAUCUUAGUGCAACAGAGUGAAGCACGGUUGUAUGGUUUUAAAUACAAUUGGUUUUACUCAAGCGGUACUUUUCUGCUUGUCGUCCUGUGUUCAGGAGCAAACUGGGCGCCAUGGUACAGAGAAUUGGUGCCCAACGAUGUGGUCUCUGUCUUUUGGAGGCUUUCCGGAGUGAAGUGUGGUGUUCGCGUACGCCAUUCGUGAGAAAGAGAUUCUUUGCUGGCCGUACUCGCCAGCACCUAGGGAUGGUCUCUAAAUAUCAGUAAAACGCUUGCCUUUAACUUGUAAGUUUAUGCUUAGUGGUCUGCAUUAAGACGUCCAACCCCUCCUCAGUGGCAGCAUUUCUUGUCUACAAAUCCAGAAACUCGCAUUAACCAGAACGAAACAGAAGUGAGAGAGAGAGAGAUGGAGAGAUUGAGAUUGUGUUCUGUUACUAGCAACGAUUCACGCUUCCAAUCCGCAGGAUUUGCGGAAAAUGUAUUAACGUUACGUUUUAUCAAUAACUCGUACCUUCCACUCCCCAGUCCAACAUCCCCAAACACACACAAAAUGCGCGUGUACUUCUCGCGGCCAACAGUUGCAGUAAAUGUGCUUCCCAGACGUGUUUUUUUUUAUAUAUACGUUUAGCUUAAGAUAAUCAAGGAUUUGCUUCCAAUUUUUCCUUCCCACUGUACCAGCGCCCGCAGAGACGACGGCGCAUUGCCAGAAGGAAUAUAUAUAUUAACUUUUGUAUCGGUGUUGUGUGGAUGGACACAAAACGAAUAACAAUACCUCUAGGUAGCGCCAGAAACUUGCCCAAUUAUUUUGGGCUAGCGUGCGGGAAAAGUGACGAUUUUUGUAAAAUGUAUCUAGUAAUAAGACGUAUUUCAACGGGGCAGCUGCAUGUGUGACGUUGGAGAGGCAAACGCUUUUACACGAAACAACGAAUAAACUUAUUUAAAAGAUUUCAAC